AUGUCCGUUGGAAUUUUCGCUAUCUUGUCGCAGCUGGUGAUACUUCCUAUCUUUGUAUUCACUCGAAUCGUGCUGGCUCUGUGGUUUUCCGACAUCGCAGGCGCUUGUCUGCGUACGUUGAAACUGGAGCCACCUCCUAGCGUGGAAUUCAGGAUUCUCGAAGUGCUAUUUUCAUGGCUUUUCUUCCAGGCUUCCUGGGAGAAACCGAAGGAUAUUCGACGACCAAUUCCAGUGCUACAUAUUUUUACACCAUCUCGUCUAGUCACAGAUGGUUUUAUAAACUUCUUCUCAGGAAUGGUAGUUCCUCAGCGUAACAAUCACUGACA
This is a messenger RNA of Strongylus vulgaris, 326 nucleotides long. NCBI's taxonomy places the organism in Eukaryota, Metazoa, Nematoda, Chromadorea, Rhabditida, Strongylidae. The record is from the annotation of a GenBank genome assembly.